This is a messenger RNA of Daktulosphaira vitifoliae (grape phylloxera), 1578 nucleotides long. RefSeq names its product 5-methylcytosine rRNA methyltransferase NSUN4. The transcript is spliced from 9 exons. The coding region runs from base 48 to 1505 and encodes 485 amino acids. The record is from RefSeq and is a predicted model, not a curated record. NCBI's taxonomy places the organism in Eukaryota, Metazoa, Arthropoda, Insecta, Hemiptera, Phylloxeridae. Gene Ontology annotation, molecular function: methyltransferase activity. Gene Ontology annotation, biological process: RNA methylation.
AUUUAUUCCAUAUGAGUAUAAUAUUCAUAUGAGUGUAAUCCUUUAAAAUGUUUUCCAACAACUUUAGAUCUUUAUGUCCUUAUUCAAUAUCGAGUAAAAGCGUUAUGUUAAAAAUCCCACUCAGAACAAAAAAAACACAUUGGUCAGUUUUAAAAAAGAAAAUUCAUCCUAAAGAUAAAGCUCUGGAACAUUUUGACGACUUUUAUGGUUCAGUUUAUGGUAAACGUUGGAAGUCUAUGCGCUUAGCUUUAUUAUCACCUCAUAAAUAUAUGGCUGUUGUAAAUAACUUUGGUAAUGCUGAUAUAACUGCUCAAAAUCUAGAGUGGAUGGGAGCAAUAAAUAUUAAGAAUAUUAUUGAAAUGGAGAAUAAAAAGAUUGAAAAUCAAAGUAAAAUAAUUAAAAGAAAAUCUAAAAAUAUAAAUGAAUUGGAGAAGAAACUGGAAAAAUUGUUAUUAAGUAAUGAUAUUAAAAAGAGUCCUUCAACUGAAAUACAAAAGUCUUAUGUGGAAAAAGCUUCUCUCCAAGAUAGUUUAGCAGAAGCUGAAUGUGAUGAAAGCAGAAUUAUAGAUCCAGAAAAUCAUACCAACCUUGGUGGACUACAUCAAUUUGUACCUGCUACUGAAGUUCACGGAAAGACUGAUUGGAUACCUGAGUCACAACAUUAUCAAUAUUAUAAAGAAGACUCAGAUUUUCCUAUAAUUUUAAUCGAAGAAGAUAAACGAUUAAUUAUUCCUCAAUAUUUACAAGUCUAUACUUUUGAUCGUGGUGACAUUUCACCAUUUCCACAUCCUAAAACUGGUAUAACAAAAGUCAGCAAUUACUAUUUAUUAGAUGGUGGUUCUAUUUUACCAGUAUUAGCUUUAGAUUUACAACCAAAUGAUAAAGUUUUAGAUAUGUGUUCUGCUCCUGGUGGAAAAGCUCUAGUUAUGCUACAGACUUUAUUUCCUGAAAACCUACUUUGCAAUGAUGUUCAGGAAUCAAGACUGAAUAAAUUGCACAAGGUAAUGUCUGAAUACAUUUAUGAUUAUAAAAGUUGGGGUACUAGGCUGAUGUUUUCUCAAUUAAACGCUACAGAAUUUGAUGAACCAGAAAUAUAUAAUAAAAUUCUAGUAGAUGUGCCAUGUACAAAUGAUCGUCAUAAUUUACAAGUGAAUGAAAAUAAUAUAUUUAAGCCUACUAGAGCAAAAGAACGGCUUCAAUUACCAGAACUUCAAGCAUCAAUUUUAAGUAACGCCUUGAAAAAUGUAGCUGUAGGAGGCACUGUAGUUUAUUCUACUUGUUCAUUAUCUCCAAUACAAAAUGAUGGUGUUGUAAAGAUGGCUUUAAAACAAAUAUGGGAAGAUACUAAUCAUCAAAUUAUUGUCAAAGAUUUAAAAAAUUAUUUUAAACCGCUCAAUUCGUUGUAUUCAUUUGAAAAAGAAUUGAAGUUGGGUCAAAUGGUUGUGCCAUUUUUACCUCUUAACUAUGGGCCUUUAUAUUGUUGUAAACUAGUCAGAAUUAGAUAAUAAUAAAACUUUAUCAAUAUUAUUCUAACAGAUGUAGCUUUUUGUAUAAUAAAAUGAAAUAAUUUAAAAAUAA